GUCCCGGAGCCGCGUGAGCCUGCGGGGCCAUGGAGCGCGCGCCGCCCGACGGGCAGCUGAACGCUUCGGGGGCGCUGGCGGGCGAGGCGGCGGCGGCGGCGGGCGGGGCGCGCGGCUUCUCGGCAGCCUGGACCGCGGUGCUGGCCGCGCUCAUGGCGCUGCUCAUCGUGGCCACGGUGCUGGGCAACGCGCUGGUCAUGCUCGCCUUCGUGGCCGACUCGAGCCUCCGCACCCAGAACAACUUCUUCCUGCUCAACCUCGCCAUCUCCGACUUCCUCGUGGGCGCCUUCUGCAUCCCGCUGUAUGUGCCCUAUGUGCUGACGGGCCGAUGGACCUUUGGCCGGGGCCUCUGCAAGCUGUGGCUGGUGGUGGACUACCUGCUGUGCACCUCCUCUGCCUUCAACAUCGUGCUCAUCAGCUACGACCGCUUCCUGUCAGUCACCCGAGCCGUCUCAUACCGGGCCCAGCAGGGCGACACGAGGCGGGCCGUGCGGAAGAUGCUGCUCGUGUGGGUGCUGGCCUUCCUGCUGUACGGGCCGGCCAUCCUGAGCUGGGAGUACCUGUCCGGAGGCAGCUCCAUCCCUGAGGGCCACUGCUACGCAGAGUUCUUCUACAACUGGUACUUCCUCAUCACGGCCUCCACGCUGGAGUUCUUCACUCCCUUCCUCAGUGUCACCUUCUUUAAUCUCAGCAUCUACCUGAACAUCCAGAGACGCACCCGCCUCAGGCUGGAUGGGGCCCGAGAGGCAGCCGGCCCCGAGCCCCCACCCGAGGCCCAGCCCUCGCCACGCAGGCCGCCCCCUGGCUGCUGGGGCUGCUGGCGGAAGGGGCACGGGGAGGCCAUGCCGCUGCACAGGUAUGGGGUGGGUGAGGCUGCCACAGGUGCUGAGGCGGGGGACGCGGCCCUCGGGGGUGGCGGUGGGGGCGGCUCUGCGGCCUCACCCACCUCCAGCUCCGGCUCCUCGAGGGGCACCGAGAGGCCGCGCUCACUCAAGAGGGGCUCCAAGCCAUCGGCAUCCUCGGCCUCCCUGGAGAAGCGCAUGAAGAUGGUAUCCCAGAGCUUCACCCAGCGCUUCCGGCUGUCUCGGGACAGGAAGGUGGCCAAGUCACUGGCUGUCAUCGUGAGCAUCUUCGGGCUCUGCUGGGCCCCGUACACACUGCUGAUGAUCAUCCGGGCUGCCUGCCACGGCCACUGCGUCCCUGACUACUGGUACGAAACCUCCUUCUGGCUCCUGUGGGUCAACUCAGCUGUCAACCCUGUCCUGUACCCACUGUGCCACCACAGCUUCCGGAGGGCCUUCACCAAGCUGCUCUGCCCCCAGAGGCUCAAAAUCCAGCCCCACAGUUCCCUGGAGCAGUGCUGGAAGUGAGCAGGCCCAGAGCCUCUCUCUUAGCCAAAUCUCCUGG
Molecule: messenger RNA, 1407 nt
Organism: Sapajus apella (tufted capuchin)
Lineage: Eukaryota; Metazoa; Chordata; Mammalia; Primates; Cebidae
Gene: HRH3
Product: histamine receptor H3
Exons: 3
Coding region: 30-1370 (446 amino acids)
Biological process (GO): adenylate cyclase-activating adrenergic receptor signaling pathway
Cellular component (GO): membrane
Molecular function (GO): histamine receptor activity
Source: RefSeq, a predicted model, not a curated record